Cottoperca gobio is the source of this 2683-nucleotide messenger RNA. It is a transcript of the gene mief2, whose product is annotated as mitochondrial elongation factor 2. Gene Ontology annotation, cellular component: mitochondrial outer membrane. Gene Ontology annotation, biological process: positive regulation of mitochondrial fission; mitochondrion organization. The record is from RefSeq and is a predicted model, not a curated record. Lineage: Eukaryota; Metazoa; Chordata; Actinopteri; Perciformes; Bovichtidae. The transcript has 7 exons. Bases 1 to 1404 code for a protein of 467 amino acids.
AUGAACUUCCAGGGCAGUCGGAGGCGAGGAGAGGAUGGCAUCGCCAUGGUGAUUGACUUCCUGCUGUCUAAUGCCCGGCUGGUUCUGGGAGUCGGUGGGGCUGCCAUGCUUGGGAUUGCUACACUGGUAGUGAAACGGCUGAUAGAGCGUGCGGGCCGUGCAGCUGAUGACGAAAAGGUGGAGCAGAAGAUUGCUGAGACCUGGGAGGAGUUGAGUUUGGUCUCUGCUUCCCCCACACUGAUCAAGAAGGGCAUAGAGGGUGUGGUGAUGAAACAUGUUGCCAAGGCAGCCAGACAGCAGAAAGCUGACCUGAGCCAACAACCUCAGACGUCCUCUGUGGAGGUGCAGUCUAAACCUGAGUCAAAGCCCAAGAAGCUCCAGCUGUGUGUCCUCAGUUUGCAGGAGCGACUGCAGCAGUACUAUCACACGAGGGCAGCACUGGCUCCACACGAGGUCCGGAGGGCUCAGUCUUUAGCUCUGGACAUCUGCUCUGAGAUCCAAGGCUUUCUGCACAGCCGUCUUCCCGACAUGCCCCUGGGAGAAAUGAGCCUCGGAGGUUCUCUGCUGGAUGACCUGCAGGUGGUCAGUGCGGACCAUGCGUGUCUGCUGGUGCCUCUACAGCUGGAAGCCUCUCUGUGGCGUCUCAUCCCGGGAGAGGAAACUCUGCUCACACACCCGCUGCACUGGAUGGUCCGGCGGGUCAAUCUGGAAUAUUUUCCCAGAGGACGCAGCUACUGGGACAGGUACCUGGUGGGGGGUUACCUGUCUGCAGAAGCCGUUGUGAACAUGUUUAGUAAAGCUGUCAUGGAAACUAUAAACUGGCCUUCCAUCAGCAGCACUCUGGAUUGUCUCGUCAGACCGGUACUGGGAGGACCAGACCUGAGAAUCGAGAUUCGGCCUGAAAAUGAAGCCGGGGCAAUGAGCAGUGAUCAGUCCUUGUUCAUCUCCGUGCUGCCUCUGCUGAGGGAGGAGGACGUGGUUCUGACCGCCCAGCCGGAGCUCACCUCCCCCUGGGUCAACGCCUGGCACCUGUCUCUCUACCCGUGGGAGACUCAGCGCCUGACGCAACUCGACACCGCUGGCGCCGGAUACCGCAGACACACGCUUAAAAUCCUCAAGGCGGUGUGCAGACUGAACCCCGCCCUUCGGCCGCUGGAAGCCGCCCCGCUGGCCAAUCUCAUCCUGCACUUGAGUGACAGUGAGAGCGACUGGUCUGAGAUCAGCCUGGAUGUGAGGUUCCAGCAGUGCAUCACAGAGCUGAUUGGCUACCUCGAACAUGGAGCGUUGCACAGUUACUUCAAGCCAGCUGUCAAUCUGCUGAGCGGCUUGUCAGAGGACCAGGUGGACCAGAUGGGCUUCAUGCUCUACUGCGCUGUGUCAGAGCCGGAAAUACUGCUCAUAUAACCGUCUGCACACAACACUUUACACCUAUCAAGCUCAGACGCACACAGAUCCAACAAGUAAUCUUUUAUCAUCCAAAAUGUUUGGUUCAAGGCAAAGAUGUUGUAUUCUUCCCGCUGCCUCCCGUAGUUUAGCUCCUCCGUCCUGCUUUGAUGCAAAGGAACAAGGAGUACAGAGAAUGAGAAAAUGGCCGGCACCAUGGACUGCUGUCUACAGUAGAGGAUCAAGUUAACAAACCACUCCGAGGAAAGGAGACGUGCCAAGGAAAGGAGCUGAGGAAGUGCUUAUCAAGAUGUUUGAAACUAUAUAUCCAAAUUUCGGGACAAUUGACACACAAAAAAUGCGAAUGAAUGCUUGUUUCCAUCCACUACAGGUAUGCAAUAAUUAGGAGUUGGUUCAUCGAGAUAAGCAGUAGGUGUUGCCAAUUCUCCAGUCGGAAAGCAAUUAUACUAUUGCAGAAGAAGACGGCACAACAAGAUGACAUACAUUUAAUGGAGCGCCAGUCGAACCUCAAACAUUGAAAACUAAUGUAGAAAGCCGGACGAAAAUGUAUCGACGUGAAGAAGGAUACAUCAGAUCUGUUCUAGUCUGACACCAUUUUUGAUCUCUUCAGCAAAGCAGAAGCUUCAGUGGACUUUGAAGUCACAUGCUUCACGCAUGUCAUCAUUUAUUUGCUGAACCUUUUUCCAUUGCACUUUGCUCAUUGGAUGGAAACGCACCUUAUGCUUCAGGAUGUGCCUGAUUGAGAACCCCACAGCCAACUCUGCAUUUAAGUUUGUAUGGUAUUAUUUUUUCACAGGGAGUCGGUGAUGGCCACGUACAGUUCAGUAUACGAAUUAACAGCGGAGGACAUUUACUGCUGAAAUGUAGCCUCCAACUGCUAGAGUGUGCUCUGCAUUAUUUUCCUAAAUCUCUAAUGUAUUCUAAUUAUGCAGAAAAAUAAUGACCUGCUAAGAAAACAAAACAGGUUUUGAUCCACUUAUUUAACCAUUCAGUCUGUCUGAGUUGGACUUAUUUAAUACAAAGUGUAUAUUUUAUCAUACUGGAGGAUGAAGUGUGCAGUAUUUUGUGUGUUUAAUGUUCAGUCCGUUGCCAAUCUUGUCUGGGUAAUAACCCUUUAAACUAUGAUUAAAAUUGCCUAAUCAUUUUAUGUAGUUGCUUUUAAAUACCGUAUGAAUGUUUUGGCCAUUUCUUCAGUUGAAUUUUCUUGCCAAGUGAAAAAUAAAAUCGAUUUUUUGUGAUUCAAAUAUAAAUAAAAAUGAAAGCAUUUGUUUACAUUCUG